Molecule: messenger RNA, 1469 nt
Organism: Phoenix dactylifera (date palm)
Lineage: Eukaryota; Viridiplantae; Streptophyta; Magnoliopsida; Arecales; Arecaceae
Source: RefSeq, a predicted model, not a curated record
CUCCAUAAAAAAUAGGAUCGCCUUUCUCUCCAAUUAAUCGUCUGUGGGGAAAUGGAGGAGGAGCCCGUGGGCGAUGAUCGGGAGUAUCAAGCUAUAAUUCCGGGGUUGCCGGAUGAUUUGGCAUUAAGGUGCUUGGCAAGGAUCUCGCAUGGAUAUCAUGGAUUGCUUGAAUGUAUUUCUAGAAAAUGGAGAGAUGCAAUCAGGAGCAUGGAUUAUGCCCACAUGAAAGCUAGGCAUGAGCGGUGUGGGAAUUGGUUAUUUGUUUCAACAGCUGAUGGUAAAGGCCAAUGGGAUGCUUAUGAUCCUGAUGCAGAUCGUUGGCACCCUCUUCCUACAGUACCAACUGAUUGUGAUGAAAGCUUCUGCGGAUUUUCUUGUGUUAGUGUAUGCAAGAAAUUUCUAGUGAUUGGUGGGUGCUACUUAUAUAACAAAAGGAGUUUGGCAAUAAAUGAUGUGAUAUUGUUUGAUCCAUUCAAGAAGCAAUGGAAAAGGGCUGCCAAUAUGCAAACAGCACGAACUGAUUUUGCAUGUGCAGUUAUUUCUAACAAGGUCUAUGUGGCUGGGGGAGGCAAUUCAAGUUGUACUGAAGGGCUUUCUUCUGUUGAAGUUUAUGAUCCUUGUGCAGAUAGGUGGGAAGAUUUACCACCAAUGCCUUUCGCACUAAUUGAAUGCUUCAGUAUAUCGUAUGGAGGUCAAUUUCAUGUUCUUGGCAAGAGAGAGUAUAACAUUCAACAAGAUACAUACCUUAUCUUCAAUCCAGUGAACCAACAUUGGUGCAUCAUGGAAGAUCUGCAGCUGUUUUGUAAGUUGACACAUAAUUAUACAACUAUACAAAACGGCAACAUCUACACUAUUCUGGAAGAAGGGAGCAUCAAAAAAGUGGACAUGGAUCAAAAGGUCUGGUGUACAUUGGGUGAAUUUCCUGCAGUGGUCCUUCCAAAACACUUGAGAUCAUUGAAGCCUUUUACCUUUGGAUUUGUUGCAUUCCAGCAGUAAUUAUAUGUCAUUGGGGGCAUGACUCUUAGGUAUAACUUAGAUACCCUUUCAUAUGGCAUUGUGAAGCUGAACUCGAAUAGGUUUUGUGAUCUGAGGAAAUUGCCACUAGAAUGGAAGGAUGCUAGACCCAUGCCAAUAAGAAGUGGUCGCAUAUUAGGAUGUGCUGUUAUGGAAGAAUAAUUUAACCCUUUUCUAUAUAUUUUGUGUCUGAAACUUCUUUCUUUUUGGAUAAAGAAAGGUCUCAACAGUCUAAUAGCUGUUCAUUAAAACAUGGUAUCUUUAUGGGGAAAAACAGAUACAGAUUUGGUUCCCAUCAUUAGGGUUUCGGUGGUAUUAGAAUAUGUGCCUUAUGGAAUUCAUAUGAUUUGCUUUUUCUUGGUUCUCACUUGGUUCAAAUCUUGUAAUGGCAUCAUGUAAGUGGAUCAUGUUGCAUUGUACCAUUAUAUCCUCAACGUGCAGAUUGUCUGUUGCCC